AAGAGGCGAAGCGAGAGGAUUUACUCAGCCCAAAUUGUUACUGCGUGCGAUAAGCCCUUUUUGUAUGGUCUAUGAGAGAGUGCCGAAUUACCAAUGGGGGACUUUCAGCAAUUUGAACAGGGCUUCUACCAGUCAGGGUAUUACAUCGAUGACCAGGGACAGGUGGCCUACGACUAUGGCAAUGGCUAUGACCAUAACCCAGAGUAUGAGGAUGAUGGCAUAGAUGUGUCCAUGCCUGGUGUGUUCACCCCCUCUACGGGCCAGGCCUUCCAGCCUUCAAAGCCUGCUGGGACAUAUCAAUACACAGCUGGAACAGACGGAUCAUUUGAAGAGGAGCCUCCGUUGCUGGAGGAGCUUGGCAUUAAUUUUGAACACAUAUGGCAGAAGACGUUGACAGUGCUGAACCCUAUGAUGCCAGCAGAUGGCAGCAUCAUGAAUGAGACCGACCUGACGGGCCCUAUUCUGUUCUGUAUCGCUCUGGGUGCCACUUUACUUAUGGCAGGCAAAUCCCACUUUAGCUAUGUCUAUGGGAUCAGUGCCAUCGGCUGCAUGGCGAUGUACACCCUGUUGACCCUGCUGAGUUCCCUGACUGUGUCCUAUGGCUGUGUAGCCAGCGUUCUGGGCUACUGCCUCCUACCCAUGGUGGCACUAUCUGCAUUCGCAGUCAUCUUUUCCCUACAAGGGAUCAUUGGAACUAUCCUGGCCUUGCUGGUGAUUGGCUGGUGCAGUUUCUCAGCUUCCAAGAUCUUCAUCUCCACCCUGGCUAUGGAGGGCCAGCAGCUGUUGGUAGCGUACCCCUGUGCCCUGCUUUAUGGAGUCUUUGCCUUGCUAACAGUGUUCUAAAGGCCACUACUGUCGCUGACUGUCAACAGAGAUCACAUUUGAGGCACUACGUAUCCCAUAUGGGUAUCCGUGCGGUAUAUGGGUGUGAAAAUAACAUUGAGUUAUAGUUAUAUAGAGUUGUAUUCCUUUCUUUUUUGAAAUGGGUCCUGGUUUCUUCUUGGGGGUUACUUUACAUUGUGAAAAAUGUAAUCUGGGUGUGUGAUUGGUUGACAUUUGUGCAUUGGAAUGUGCCAAGAAAUGUAAUUUGAAAUGUUACAUUGUGUCAAAAGGCAAUACUGACUUAAAUUUGAAUUAUGGAACCAACAAAGA
Molecule: messenger RNA, 1152 nt
Organism: Salvelinus fontinalis (brook trout)
Lineage: Eukaryota; Metazoa; Chordata; Actinopteri; Salmoniformes; Salmonidae
Product: protein YIPF7-like
Exons: 6
Coding region: 94-843 (249 amino acids)
Biological process (GO): vesicle fusion with Golgi apparatus; endoplasmic reticulum to Golgi vesicle-mediated transport
Cellular component (GO): trans-Golgi network
Source: RefSeq, a predicted model, not a curated record